Messenger RNA from Pseudophryne corroboree (corroboree frog), 2877 nucleotides. RefSeq names its product beta-1,3-glucuronyltransferase 1 (gene B3GAT1). The transcript has 7 exons. Lineage: Eukaryota; Metazoa; Chordata; Amphibia; Anura; Myobatrachidae. The record is from RefSeq and is a predicted model, not a curated record. Gene Ontology annotation, molecular function: galactosylgalactosylxylosylprotein 3-beta-glucuronosyltransferase activity. Gene Ontology annotation, cellular component: Golgi membrane. Gene Ontology annotation, biological process: carbohydrate metabolic process; chondroitin sulfate proteoglycan biosynthetic process. The coding region runs from base 530 to 1534 and encodes 334 amino acids.
UUGGUACAGACCGAGCUUCUGUGCAGAUCCCUGUGUCUGAGCAUCCUCUCUGUGCUGCAUGUCAGGGAGCUGAGCCGCUUUGUCUGGAUGCAAUAGGAAUUCUCCCGCUCCAUGCACCACACCACCGGCUGCGGCAGCCAGGCAGCGGGGCAUCUGCGCCUCUCCGUGCCCACUACCUGGGGGGCCUGCGUGUGAUCUGCCGAGGGGGGAUCUUGUGCCUUCAGACCUGGGAUCCUUGGGAGUCAGCUCUGCAGCGUACACAAAGGAUGCACUGAGCAGACGUGAAUCGCUCUCUGUUCCCAGAGCAGGAAGGAUUAGGGAAUGAAUGGGAGACGGAGCUCACUGCAGAGAAUGAAGCUGAUCCGCUUCCCACAAUGAGGCUCCCCUCUGUCCGGUUCUUCUGCAGGUCCUGGCCAGUGAGGGGCCAGGGCCCUGAAUCUGUGUGACCGGUCUGGGACCCCCAGCCUGCUGCAAUGGGUGGGUUAUAAGCGCUGGUAAUGAGGAUUACUGGGGGCAGCCCACCCUGGAGAUGCUGAAAAGAAGGGACAUUCUGGCAAUUGUACUGAUCGUUCUGCCCUGGACUUUGCUCAUCACAGUAUGGCAUCACAGCACUCUGUCUCCGCUGCUCACUACACACAAGGAGGACGGGAGUGAUGGGCGAAGGGAUGCCAGCCAAGGCUCCGAUUCCAGGGAAUAUUGUUCCUCAGAGAGAGACAUUGUAGAAGUUGUUAGGACUGAAUAUGUGUACACUCGGCCCCCGCCAUGGAUGGGCAACCUCCCCACCAUCCACGUCAUCACCCCCACCUACAGCAGGCCGGUGCAGAAAGCCGAACUUACCCGCCUGUCCAACACAUUACUGCAUGUACCCAACCUGCACUGGAUCCUGGUGGAAGACUCCCAACGGCGCACCCCACUGGUCACGCGGAUGCUGCAGGACUCUGGUCUCAACUACACCCAUCUCAACGUGGAGACACCGCGUAAUUAUAAACUAAGGGGGGACACCCGGGACCCACGAAUACCCCGUGGGACUAUGCAGAGGAAUCUUGCCCUGCGAUGGCUCAGAGAGACUUUUAACAAGAACAACAGCCUGCCGGGAGUGGUGUACUUCGCUGAUGAUGAUAACACGUACAGCCUGGACCUGUUUGAAGAGAUGCGAAAUACCCGGAAAGUGUCGGUGUGGCCGGUGGCGUUUGUCGGAGGACUGCGGUACGAGUCGCCCAAAGUCAACGCUGCCGGAAGAGUUUACGGGUGGAAGACGGUGUUUGAUCCGCAUAGACCAUUUGCAAUAGACAUGGCUGGCUUCGCCGUCAACCUGCGGCUGAUCCUGCAGCGGCCACAGGCGUAUUUCAAAUUGCGAGGAGUGAAGGGAGGCUACCAGGAGAGCAGCCUGCUGAGGGAGCUGGUGACCCUGGCCGACCUGGAACCCAAAGCUGACAAUUGCACGAAGAUUCUGGUGUGGCACACGCGGACGGAGAAGCCAGUGCUGGUGAACGAGGGCAAAAAAGGCUUCACAGACCCCAGCGUAGAAAUCUGACAACGGGCCUGCGUUGGAGCUGUUUGCUUGGUACUGUCCGCUGUGUGGGCCUCUUCUGCAGCAGAUGAACUAUGAGAGAAACUAUGGGGGCUCGUUCUCCGGCUCGAGCAUUCCCCGCCCUAGAGCUUGCACGGGAUUCCAUGUGUGUUAUAUUUUCCAAGAAGCACAGCACAUGUGAUGGAGAAAAUGUUGGAGAUACAGCGAUUGAAGGAUGCUGCCUCCUCUUCCAAAGGAUAAUAAACCCCCCCCCCCCCCCCCCCCCCCAAAUAAAAGUCUUGCUUCAGCAUCUUGCUUGACAAUGACAAAUAUGACCUCGGUGAUGGAAUGAAAGCCCAACGUGCUGUCCUAUUGUCUCCCAUUUCUUGCAGUCAGGUGUGGUGUUAGAGUACAGAACUACCAUACAUCUUCAUAUCCACAGAACGCAAAGCCGUUACGUCGCUCACCUGCAGGCGGCGGCGGCUCAGCCAGGUUCCUCUGCUGCCACCCGCUGGUCAUUCCCUUAAUUAGAUAAAUUCAUCACUGUACCUAGACUUUACCCGCCCACUGUAAAUAAACAUAAAGGAUGAGACUCAGUGCACCUCCAACCUCACAUGAGGUUCUAAAAACUCCAUGCACUGAAAAAAAAAUGAAGGAUUCUAUUUACCCUAAAUCUGUCAUUUUACAGCAUAUAUUUGCAACGUAUUUUUAUACAAAAAUUACUUUUAAUUGACAACACAUAAACAAAAUAAUGGUCUCCAGUGUAAUUAAACAGUGCUCGGUCAGACCACACACGUACAGAAUACAAAGGUAUAGCUUGGAAAAUAGCCCUUGUGAUAUUUCACAGCAAGUAUUGAACCGAAAAGCUUACCCCAUCAUGCAGUAAUGCGGACAGCUUGUACACACUGCCCCCUUCUGGCUACAGUGAUGAAUUAUACUUCUAUUAGAGCAAUAUAAUUGAUGCAGAGAUUGGUUAGGAGAAGUACAGUUGCAGAACCUAUCCGUGUCUGUUCCCCAGCAGAAGGAACCUGGGUUACAGAAUGAUGUGCAGUCGCGGGACCCAUCGUUCUGCAGAUGAUUCUUGUUCACAUGCCCUGAGAAAUGCACUUAAUGACAAUGAAGACGAUGCAGAGAAGAGGGAGCACUUAUCAGAAAGAGAAAGGAAUGUUGUGGCCCUCUUACCCCCUUCCCCUCUCCAUGUGCCACUUCUCCUGCAGAUACAACAAGCUGCUGUUUUUAAACAAUUACAGUAUUUUCUUUUAAGGAACGAGAUUUGUUUUUUUUGUUUUUUGCAUAUUUAAAAUGAAAAAAAAAAAAAUUGAAUGUUUGUGAAAAAAAACAACAACGAACCAACCAACCACGUGUCA